GGCCGAAACCAGUCGAGAGGGGCAGUGAGGCGGAGGCAAGUCUGCGGAGCAAAGAGACGACGACAGGACAGAAAAGUGAGAAGUGGGCACAAAGAGUAAAAGGGAGCCGCAAAAAUGAGAGGUCUCGGCUCGGUCACUCUGGUUCUUCUGUUGGUCCUCCUAACAGCUGCAGUAUUGGAGGCUGGUAAAAACAAAAAAGAAAAGGGCAAAGGCAAGAAUGGCUCAGAGUGUGAUGAGUGGCGCUGGGGGUCAUGCAUCCCAAAUAAUGGCGACUGUGGAGCUGGCAUGCGUGAGGGAACCUGCAAAGAAGAGACCAAGAAGUCCAAAUGCAAAGUGCCCUGCAACUGGAAGAAGGAGUUUGGAGCUGACUGCAAGUACAAAUUUGGCAACUGGGGAGAAUGCGAUGCCAACACGGGAACAAAAAGCCGUUCAGGCACCCUCAAGAAAGCCCUUUUCAAUGUCGAGUGCCAACAGACCAUCAAGGUGUCCAAACCCUGCACUACCAAGGCCAAGCCAAAGCCCAAAGGCAAGAAGGGGCGAGGGAAGGAGAACUAGGGCCUUUGGCUGCUGGCCAGACAAGUGGCCUCUGGGGGUCUCAGCCCCCGAUAUGCUGCCGUGGCUCCGGACUGGUUCCUGCGUACCUCCCAGAUCUACCUUGUGGGGUGGUCUUUUAUUUUUAUUUUUUAAUUUUAAUUUUGUAAGUGUCUUGUCAGUCUGUUUUUUGUAACGUCCAGUCCUCCUAGACGGCUUUGUGAGUUGGACUGCAGGGGCAGCGGCAAGAUGGACAGGACCAGUGGAUGCUGACCAGGCCGGUCUGACACUGCUUCUGCCUAAUUAGCCUCUCAAUUAGUUUCUAACAGAACUGAACCUUUGAGGAAGGGGGUGGGGUGGGGGGUUUCUCUGUGUCUCUUGUAUUUCGCGCCUCUUCUGUGCUUCUCUGGACCGAGCAGGACCGCCUCUUCCAGAGUGAGUGUCCGUUAUUUAAAGAUGUGCAAUUCCGGAAAUAAAGGAAAUCUUUGGAUGGAA
This is a messenger RNA of Polypterus senegalus (gray bichir), 1026 nucleotides long. RefSeq names its product midkine a (gene mdka). The coding region runs from base 115 to 555 and encodes 146 amino acids. The record is from RefSeq and is a predicted model, not a curated record. Gene Ontology annotation, molecular function: growth factor activity. The transcript has 5 exons. NCBI's taxonomy places the organism in Eukaryota, Metazoa, Chordata, Cladistia, Polypteriformes, Polypteridae.